AUGACGUACAACCUCACCCUUGUUCUCACCUUUGGCAUGGUGGCUUUCCUUGCCACCACUUGCUCGGCCGAGUGGCUUGCGCUUCAUUCGUUUGACACUCGUUCGUCGAGCUGCAACGCGACGGUGGCCCAGCCGAACACGGUCUACACCAAGACCGGGCUUUGCACUUUCGACUCGGACUUCAACAAGUGGUUCAAGGUCGCCUGCACCGCCGGUGGCUCCACCUUCCAGGCCACAUACUGCGACGACAAGGCAUGCACGACUGGAUGCGUUGACGGACCUGUUGUGGCGAUUAGCGCGACGACGUGCCUCGAGACCAGCGACAUUGUGCCGUCGUCGCUGACGGUGACGACGACCAAGUACAACAUCGCCGCCGAGUGCGUUGCUGCUGUCCCCACUGCGCUCGAGGGCAAGGCCGUCGGCGCCACGUACAACGCACCGUCGUGCGGUACCAACAUGGCGAGCAUCCAGGAUCUUGCAUGCUUCUACUCGACCAGCACCUCCAUUGCGCCGAGCGACCGCACCCUCACCGUGACUUGCGACGCCUCCGGCAACCUGCAGGUGGCCACUGGGUGCAACCCAGGUUGCGCCACGGGCUGCUCCGCCGCUCAGCCGCUUACCAACAACAAGUGCGAUCUGACGACUGCCACCGCGCCCGACGGCUCCACCGUCUCCAUCUCGAAGCUGAUCCAGUGCACCACAUCGGCGAAGACGGCGACGUCGGCCGCCGCCCAUCAGUCUUCGGUCUUCUUCCCCACCGCUGUGGUCGCUCUUGCCACCGCAGCACUGGCUAUGACCUUCGCUGCUUAA
Molecule: messenger RNA, 810 nt
Organism: Thecamonas trahens ATCC 50062
Lineage: Eukaryota; Apusomonadida; Apusomonadidae
Exons: 2
Coding region: 1-810 (269 amino acids)
Source: RefSeq, a predicted model, not a curated record